AUGCCUGCGAAUCACAGUGUCAAAAAAGCCUUGUCUCUCAUCGAGAAUGGUGGCUCGCAGAUCUUAGGUUUGAAGGUUGGAAAGCACACCGUCCAGCCUGGACAGUAUAUCCCCAAAGCCGAGGCACAAUUACCUCCCGAGCUGUCUUUCACGGCACCUUCGCUUAACGGCACAUAUAUGGUCGUCAGUCUUGAUAUUGACGCCCCGUUCCCCUCCUGGGGUGUGCUCGGUCCGAUCCUGCACUGGAUUCAGCCCGGUCUGCAGCCAGUUUCCAGCAACCAGGAUACAUUCACUUUUAGAGCCACUGCCCCGUUCGUCGCCAAUUACAUCGGGCCGGCCCCUCCGCCGGGCAGCUCUCCGCAUCGGUACGCCUUCUUCCUUUAUGAACAGCCUCCGGGGUUCGAUGGCAAGAAGUAUGCUCCUUCAAAUGGACAAAACCUGGGGAACUGGAACCGCAUGCGCUAUGAUCUCGGUGCGUGGGAGAAGGAGAUCAAGUUGGGCCCGGUAUUGGCGGCCAACUACUUUGUGAGCAAUUGA
This is a messenger RNA of Aspergillus wentii DTO 134E9, 537 nucleotides long. RefSeq names its product YbhB/YbcL family Raf kinase inhibitor-like protein. The coding region runs from base 1 to 537 and encodes 178 amino acids. The record is from RefSeq and is a predicted model, not a curated record. NCBI's taxonomy places the organism in Eukaryota, Fungi, Ascomycota, Eurotiomycetes, Eurotiales, Aspergillaceae. Gene Ontology annotation, biological process: regulation of Ras protein signal transduction; regulation of proteolysis. The transcript is spliced from 2 exons. Gene Ontology annotation, molecular function: peptidase inhibitor activity; phospholipid binding.